CACAACAUCAUCGAGGUGUUUAAAACGUGUUUCAGCCACAGGGAACCAAAUCCCUGUCUCAUGAAUAUGAAGUAAUUUGGGUGUUGUUUGCAAAUGACUGUGUGGAGAUGUUUGACAGAGCGGCGCGCUGACACUCUGAGGUGAACACCGAGCCGCCUCUCGGAGGAGAUAUGAGGGGGAAAGUGUGUGUGUAGCUCCAGUCGGGGAGUGGGCUCUGAGACUGAGGCUUGGGUCGGUCAUAUGAGUGCGAUGCCGAACAAAACAAAAAAAGACAAGGAAUCGCCGAAGUCUGGAAAAGUCAGUAAAACUGCAGGACAAGAAAAUUCAGAUCAUGAGGGAUCCAACAGGAAGGGCAGCAAUAGUGUGCCGCCCACCACACAGCUGCUGAAGGGGAAGCAGUCUGGAUCUCAGGCCCCUGUCAAAAAGGAGAAGAGGCAAAGCUCCUCUCGCUUUAGCCUCAGCAAUAACCGGGAGCUCCAGAAACUUCCUGCCUUCAAAGAUGUGCCCCCAGCGGAGCAGGAGAACCUGUUUGUUCAGAAGCUUCGCCAGUGCUGUGUGCUCUUCGACUUUGUAUCCGACCCACUGAGUGACCUGAAAUGGAAGGAGGUGAAGCGGGCGGCGCUCAGUGAGAUGGUGGAAUACAUCACGCACAACAGAAAUGUCAUCACUGAACCCAUCUACCCGGAGGUGGUGCACAUGUUUGCAAUCAACAUGUUCAGGACAUUACCGCCCUCAUCCAACCCGACAGGGGCAGAAUUUGACCCAGAGGAGGAUGAGCCCACGUUAGAGGCUGCCUGGCCACACCUGCAGCUCGUCUAUGAAUUCUUCCUUCGGUUUUUAGAGUCUCCAGACUUCCAACCAAACAUAGCCAAAAAGUACAUCGACCAGAGAUUUGUCAUGCAGCUCUUAGAACUCUUUGACAGUGAAGACCCCAGAGAAAGAGACUUCCUGAAAACCACUCUGCAUCGCAUUUAUGGCAAAUUCCUAGGCCUCCGGGCCUACAUCAGGAAGCAGAUUAAUAACAUAUUCUAUAGGUUCAUUUAUGAAACGGAGCACCAUAAUGGAAUAGCAGAGUUACUUGAAAUAUUAGGAAGCAUAAUCAAUGGGUUUGCCUUACCACUGAAAGAAGAGCACAAGAUAUUCUUGUUGAAAGUUUUGUUGCCUUUGCAUAAAGUCAAGUCUCUCAGUGUUUACCACCCGCAGCUGGCGUACUGUGUGGUACAGUUCUUAGAGAAGGACAGCACUCUCACUGAGCCGGUGGUCAUGGCUCUUCUGAAGUACUGGCCGAAGACCCACAGCCCAAAGGAGGUGAUGUUCCUCAAUGAGCUUGAGGAGAUCCUGGAUGUAAUCGAGCCCUCCGAGUUUGUCAAAGUUAUGGAGCCUCUCUUCAGGCAGCUGGCGAAAUGUGUCUCCAGUCCACACUUUCAGGUUGCAGAGCGGGCCCUGUAUUACUGGAACAACGAGUACAUCAUGAGUCUGAUCAGUGACAAUGCAGCCAGAAUCCUGCCCAUCAUGUUUCCAUCUCUUUACCGCAACUCCAAAACCCACUGGAACAAGACAAUCCAUGGUUUGAUCUACAACGCUUUAAAGCUGUUUAUGGAGAUGAAUCAGAAACUCUUCGAUGACUGCACACAGCAGUUCAGAGCAGAGAAAAACAAAGAGAAGCUAAAGUGGAAAGAGCGUGAGGAAGCCUGGAUAAAGAUAGAAAACCUUGCUAAGUCAAACCCCCAGUUCCUCUUGUAUAUUGACUCAACCAGCUUGAGUAGCCCAAUGGAGAUCGAAACAGACGGCAUAGGAAUGGAUGAUGUCGCACUGCUCAAAAAGACAGUAGAAGAAGAAGCUACGCAGAUUCAGAGGGAGCAGCGGAAAGAGCGGCCGUUAAUGCGUCGCAAAUCGGAGCUUCCUCAUGACAUGUCCACAGUAAAGGCUCUGGAAACUCACCGACGUGCAGAGGACAUGAUAACCACCCGUGAUGGCCACUAAAGGAGCAGAGCAGCUCAGAGGCCGAGAACAGCACGCCCAGUGCACAGCAGCAGAGGCAGCAGCACAGGAUGGCCUGGUGUGACCUGGAAACCUGGACACACUUUUAGCUCUGCUCCUAUAUAGAGCCACAGUGACCCUCUCUCGGCCAGUGCCCCUACGCUGGAGUUUUUAUUUUAGACCUUCUCAGGUGUACUGUUUCGUUUUUGUGUGGUCCCCCCCACCCCUCCCCCCACAAAUCUCUCCCUUUCUUGUCACAUGCAUCUGCACUGACUUUCCCCUCCUCAUCACUUACCAUUGUCAUUAAAAUAGUAGGUGCUAGGGUCAUUUUCAGCACAGGAGCACUUGCAGUGCGACUGCUGACCAUUGUGUUUUAAUUGAGCAAAAGCCUCUCGCCCCACAUGAAGACGGGAGAGUGCGGAUUUUGGGUGAAAAUGUGUAUACAUCUCUAACCUUUUGUUUUUCCUCAAUGCUAGGACAUAGCUGCUAUUGCCUCCAGCUUUGUGCCUCAGACUGGUAGUUCAUGUCCGUUUAUGUGUGAUUUGUUUGUUUUAUGUGUUCUCUGGUCCAGCAAUGGGGACUGUCAGCCAAGUGUCACUGUUUGUUUGGCAAAAGGAGCAGAUUUAUGGUAUAUAUUUUAAUUUUAAAAUAAGCUUGCCAGACUUUUGGAAGCUCCUAACCUUUAUGAAUAUCUAAAGGAAAAUAUUCCUCUGUAGAAAUUAGGUCUUGUGCCAAUUUAUUUUGUUGUAAUAUAUUUUUUAGAUGCUAUUCAGUACACCUGGCUAUAAGUUCACCCAGACUGUGUGGAUGUUCAAACAAUGGUAAAUGAUUUGAUGCUUUUGCGUCCAUGUUUCAUCGACCGUGAUGGCUGUUUCAAGGAGUUACUUUUGGUGGAAGAACUGCCUGGAGCUGCCCUCAUGGUGAGAAUGCACCUAGGACUUCAUUCCAAACAGCAGUCUAUUUUGGAUGGUUUUUAGCAUUAUCCGUUUCCUUAGGCCGAGAUUAAAGGGGUCUCGUGACGUCCUUUUAGAGUUUACUCUAACGGACUUUGAACAAGCUGUGCGCGUUUCUUGUUUAGUUCGUAUCCGCUGACUGGUCGUUAAUGGAUAUGUAGACGCACCAGUUUGUCACAACAAAAAGUAAAACAAAGCCUUUAAAUCGAGUGCCUUUUAGUUGGUAGACAACGUUGGUGAAAUGCUGAAAGUUUGAUAAUGCUGUAAGCUUAUGUAAGAUCUAAAGGCCACAAAGUGUUCUAAUUUACAACCAAUACGCUGUUACAGAAAUACCUCCAGAUUAGAUGAUGGAGAAGAUGAUGGUCAUAUCCAGUGACCUUUGAUUAAAAACAUGCACUGUGGGUAUAAUUAGACGGCUUAUCAAACGGCUGAAGGAGUCACUGUGUGACUCGGAAGGGUGGAGUAACCUAAUGAACAAGAGAGAUUAGGCCACAUUUACCUAGUAUGGUCCAUAUUGUGUCCAGAGAGGACAAAAGGCUUUGGUGUGGUUUAUUGUUUUUUUUUGUUUUUUUGUAAUUUCAUCUCUUUUGUUAGGUUAAAGACCUGGGCCAUUGUUUGAACUUCCAUUAUGUGCUGAGAUGAGGCUCAUAACAUUCUGGGGGUCUUGUAUAUCUUUGGGAAUUGUUCAAAAUGAUUGAAAGUAUUUUUUUUGUUUGUUCUUUUUGCUUGCAUUAGCUUGUUCGAUUUGAAUGUGCAAGUUUGUAUAUAGGACUACCGUGAUCAGUCUUUUUAAUUGUCAAAGAAUAGCAGUCACCAAUAAUUUGUUCCAAACUUCAGCUGUUUCUACAGGCCAAUGCAUUUCUUUUCUUUUCUUUUUUUCUUUUUCUUUUCCACUAUCCAUAUACUAGUGCUCUACAAGGAGUAAGUAGUGCAUUAGAGCACUGCUACAGUGUGUGUCAUCCUUUCCUCUGCAAACCGGAGCUUUUUUUCAGCAUUAAAUGGCUUUAAAUGAA
Ictalurus punctatus (channel catfish) is the source of this 3946-nucleotide messenger RNA. It is a transcript of the gene ppp2r5cb, whose product is annotated as protein phosphatase 2, regulatory subunit B', gamma b. The record is from RefSeq and is a predicted model, not a curated record. Lineage: Eukaryota; Metazoa; Chordata; Actinopteri; Siluriformes; Ictaluridae. Gene Ontology annotation, cellular component: protein phosphatase type 2A complex; nucleus; cytosol. Bases 241 to 1983 code for a protein of 580 amino acids. Gene Ontology annotation, molecular function: protein phosphatase activator activity. Gene Ontology annotation, biological process: protein dephosphorylation; signal transduction. The transcript is spliced from 16 exons.